CUGCGGGUUCAUACAGAUCCAAUCCAGCGUUCUAGUAUAAGAACAUUUUCUUCGUCACCAUGCGUCGAGAAUUUUACAUGGCAAUUGCCAAUCUGAUGUUCCUUGGAACGGUAUCGGCAGGUGAUUGCCAGAUCUCUAUCUACGAUGCAGUCAGUCUGGGUAAUAGAGCAAUAGUCGAUGAUAGUGAUUCUGGGUCUACAUCCAUUACGAAUCGUUGGGAGGAAACGUAUGAUUUGAAAUUUCAAGUUCGUUACGAUUUCGGUUGGGGCACAGCAGUUAAGCGUGUCAAAGGAGCAUUAUGCGAUAAGAAGAAGAGUGACGUUCCGCCCUUGCGGACAUUCAUAGGCAAGCUACUUACUGAAGUCACCGGAUUAUCCAACUGCUGGGAGUGGCAAUAUGAUCGAACAGGGAAGGGUUCUCGGCAGGUCACUCUCCCUUGUGACAAUGUUGAAAACCAGCUGAUACAAUCGGGUGGUGAGACUAAUAUGGUCAUUGCACUCGUUGAUCGCGAUGGAGUUGGAUUCGGGGAAUACACUGGAACACUGGUGAAGAAGUAGUUGAGAUGGAGGCUUUCAAAUGACGCUUUUAAAAAAGGGUUGAAAUUUAAUCACACUUUAUAUGAGAGUGAAAUUGGACUCGAUUUAAGGGAAAAAUUAUUAUAAAAUUUAAGUUUUAUGUUGAAUUCAAGGUAAUCUAUGAAGUUUCAGUGGAAGCGCAUGGAAAAAAUGAAAUGGAGAAAGACUUAAGAUCUUAGGACUUUGCCCAAAACCCACCCGUGGGCGCUCGUCAAGUGGCAAAAUCCGACGUUUUUACUGGUUCUCUCAAAGAAAACGCUAGUUUUUGCCAGCCGAGGUGCACCCACCGGUGGAUAUUAGGGAAAACAUCUUUUAUUUUUUUUGUGUGAGACAGAAAUUUCACAACUUACUUGAAUUUUCCAUUGACCAUAAAUAUUCACUAUCAAAAUAUCCGGAAUUUCCAAUGUUCACUUGAGUAUCCAUAAUCUUUUUGAAUAUUUACGGAACAAUGGAAUAAAAAUUUACAGUUCAAUGGAA
Diachasma alloeum is the source of this 1052-nucleotide messenger RNA. RefSeq lists its product as uncharacterized. The coding region runs from base 60 to 557 and encodes 165 amino acids. NCBI's taxonomy places the organism in Eukaryota, Metazoa, Arthropoda, Insecta, Hymenoptera, Braconidae. The record is from RefSeq and is a predicted model, not a curated record. The transcript has 4 exons.